Chlorocebus sabaeus (green monkey) is the source of this 3904-nucleotide messenger RNA. It is a transcript of the gene UBQLNL, whose product is annotated as ubiquilin like. Gene Ontology annotation, molecular function: polyubiquitin modification-dependent protein binding. The record is from RefSeq and is a predicted model, not a curated record. Gene Ontology annotation, biological process: ubiquitin-dependent protein catabolic process. Lineage: Eukaryota; Metazoa; Chordata; Mammalia; Primates; Cercopithecidae. Gene Ontology annotation, cellular component: cytosol.
UACACACAGUAUCACACAGAAACACACGUCCCACAUUUAAAAAUAUGGUUUUUAUUUACUUUUUUGUUUUCUUACUAGUUCCAUCCAGAGAACUUUGUCCCUGUUUUCUGGAAAAUUGUUUUAUUUUAUUGUAAAGACCUGGACCCCGAAAUAUGUCCUCGUUCCCCAGCUGGCCCAGGGUGACUGCGAGGAUAGACUUGACAUCACAAUAUCCCUUUUCUGAGGAUUCAUGCCCUUGGAGGGUGGGGUAGGAGGAGGGGUAACUCUAGGAGAAGUCAUCACCACUUUGUCCACCAUGGGUGAAGUAUGAAUCAGUAGCCAUGCCAGGCCUCAGCUGGGCCACAUCUGGAGAACUGGGGUGAGGGCACAACAUCGCAAAAUACCUGGCCCUAGCCUGGUCACUCAUCCCUUUUUGGGCAACAAGGAAACUAUCCUGUGGCAUGAGAACACAAUACCUGAGACAAAGGCCAGCAGAAAUAUUUGCCUGCCCCUACCCUUUCUGCCCCAGCUUCCACCUGCACCCCAUCUGCCCGCCCACUAAAGCACAUGUCGCAUGCCAUCUCUCGAACAUCCAGGAUGUCCCAGAGUGGAUGUCCUUCAGGUCUUUCGGCAGACAAAAAUAUCCCUUCAAGUGCUACUCAAGUGAUAGUGAAGACUGCAGGCAACCAGAAAGACUUUAUGGUAGCUGAUGACAUCUCGGUGAGGCAGUUCAAGGAGAUGCUAUUGGCUCACUUCCAAUGCCAAAUGGACCAACUAGUGCUGGUCUUCAUGGGCCGCCUUCUCAAAGACCAUGACACACUGAGCCAGAGGGGCAUCAUGGAUGGCCACACCAUCUACCUGGUCAUCAUGUCCAAGCAUGGCUCCAGAUCUCUAGCCCAUUCCUUCCAGGAUCUGCCAACGAAUGAUCCCUGCCACUGGGACAGAAACACCAAAGGAAACAGCAGCGGGGUGCACCAACCAACUGGUAUGAAUCAAGCUCCAGUAGAAUUGGCCCACUUUGUGGGGCCUGAUGCACCCAAAGUGCAUACCCAGAACUUGGAAGUGAGCCAUCCAGAGCACAAAGCACAGGUGCUGGAGAAUCCUAGCAUCCAGCGGCUUCUGUCCAACAUGGAGUUCAUGCGGCAGUUCAUCUCAGAACAUUUAGACACUCAACAAUUGAUGCAGCAGAACCCAGAAGUUUCCCACCUUCUUGACAAUUCUGAGAUCCUAUGGCAGACUCUGGAGUUGGCCAGGAACCUUGCUAUGAUCCAAGAGAUAAUGCAGAUCCAACAACCUUCACAAAACCUUGAGUAUCCACUGAACCCACAGCUGUAUCUGGGCUUAGAGACAAUGCCAGGUGGGAAUAAUGCCCUGGGUCAGAACUGUGCUGACAUUAAUGAUCAAAUGCUGAACAGUAUGCAAGAUCCUUUUGGAGGAAACCCUUUCACAGCUCUCCUGGCAGGACAAGUGCUGGAACAAGUCCAGUCUUCACCUCCACCUUCACCACCAUCCCAGGAAUGACAAGACCAGCCACAGCAUCCUGCAACCCGAGUCAUCUAUAAUAGCUCUGGUGGUUUAUCUUCAAACACCUCAGCCAGUGACACCCCUAACAAGGUCAACCACACUUCCAAGGCCAACACUGCUAUGAUUUCCACCAAAGGCCAGAGCCAUGUCUGUGCCACUCGGCAGCCAGCUGGGAUACCAGCCUUACCUAGCAUAGAGCUUACCCAGCAGCUUCAAGAAGAAUACAAGGAUGCCACUGUUUCUCUAAGUAGCUCCAGACAGAUAUUAGAGGGUGAUCUCCAGCUGUCAGAUGAACAGACCAGCUCCCAGAUCACAGGAGGCAUGAUGCAGUCGCUUAUGAACACCCCCUACCUGGCAGCUCAGAUUAUGUUGUUCAUGAGCAUGCCUCAGCUGAGUGAACAGUGGAGGCAGCAGCUGCCCACAUUCCUGCAGCAGACACAGAUUUCUCAUCUGCUUAUUGCUUUAGCCAACCCUAAAGCAUUCCAAGCAAUAUUGCAGAUUGAGCAGGGCCUCCGGCUGCUGGCCACAGAGGCUCCAGUUCUUCUGCCUUGGGUUGCACCUUACCUAUGGGGCUUGGGUUGGCUUUCUGGCCCCAGCUGCAGCUAUCCUGACACAGUGCUCUGUUCCUGGAAUGUUUCGGAUAUACCCGAGCCUAAGGGACCUGAGUGCUGCCACGAACCUGGAACAGUCCUGUAGAGGCUAUAAUCCCCAGAUGGGGACCCUUCUCACUCUCUGCAAGCUCCUGAGAUUUGUUUUAGCAAACAGAUGGAAUCUCUCCAGGCCCUAGAAGCUGGGAACCACCAUGCCAAUCUACAGGCACUCAUUGCUACUGAAGGGGACAACAAUGCUGCUACCUGCAAGCUCAAGGGAUCCCAGAGAUUCUAACCACCAUGCCUACUUCUUUGCUUGCCACCUGCCUGUUGACCCACCUGACCAUCUCAUUUGCCUUUUCCACCUCUCCUGAUGCUUCCAGCCAAGAGAAGUCCUGGAAUAGGAGUUAUCAACCAGUGUGUCUUGUACUGAAUAAUAGAUCACUGGCCAUGGCUGGAACAUCUGUCAACAAAAUGGCUACACUCACUUGCCCUGAUCUGAGGUUUGGCUUUACUUCUUUUGCAAAAAAAAAAAAAAAAAAAAAAAAAAAAAAAAAAAAAAAAAAAAAAAAAAAAAAAAAAAAAAAAAAGAAAGAAAGAAAAAAAUAACUGUGAUAUUUUUGUGUCACCUACUAUAUAUACAUUAACACAUAAACCACAUGCACGUAUUAAUAUAGAGGUGACAAUAAUGUUUUUAUCUCUAAAACAUGAGCAUUUUGAGUGUGGUAUAUGAAACUUGAGCACAGUAUAUGAAACUGAUUAUUUUGAGCAUGUCACCUCAGACAGGUGUGUGUAUGUACACAAGCUCACGUAGUAAGAAAUUCACAUACAGAGGCGUAUAGAGUCCACAUACAAGUACACACAGCCAGGUGCAAACACGGAUGCAAAUACCUAGAGACACAUAAACAGACCCAUAUGUAGGGAAAACAAUCAUAACAUGCUCAAACAGAAAGGGAAACAUUUUACAUACAUAGGCCUAGAUGUUUAGUCAUGAAGACUGUCUGAAUUUCUCAAACCCAAAUUGUUCAAGUUUGAAAGUGGAACAGAAAUAAUAUGUGGGCCAGACUAGGGUGAAUUCACAUAUCAACCAAGUCCGGAUGAAUAGUUAUCAUCAUUGGAGCCUCUUACUCAUUGACAUUACCACCAUUAUAAGAUGGUGAUGGGUUAUCACUACUUUCUCGUUAGCACACAGAGAUGCAGCUGCUGCCAUCUCCACUAUAUAUCUCAGUCACCACAAAUCCAGCCCUCCAUGGGGCACAGCACCUUCCAAGAAUAUCAUCUCCUUCGGUAUAUCUUAUGUUUGUAGUUUACAUUUUCCGUGGUUGCCCCACUUUUUUCUCUUUCUGCCUCACCUAGAGUAUCCCAGCAUGGCAGGAUAGGCAAUUACUUGUGUUUUAAUUAUUCCAUGAUUAAAUAGUUUAAUACACUCUUACCAGAAUAAUUCAGUGUUGUUUUAGGCAUUGAAAAAAUAGCAGUGAAAAAAAAUAAAGAUCCUUUAUUUAUUGACUUUACUGUCUUUUGUGGAGAUACAAGUUAUGUUAGGUGGUAAGUGCUGUGAAGAAAAAUGAAUCAGAACAAGAUAUUCUACCUAGGGUGAUCAGAGAAGGCUUCUCUGAAAAGGUGACAUUUGAGCAGAAAUCAGAAGUAACUAGGAGAACUGAACAUGCAAUUCACUGGGAGAAGGAUGAUCCACGAGCUGUCUGAAAGUAAAAGCCCCAAGGGAGCAGUAUUCCUGCUGUGUUUUAAGAGUAACAAGAAGGUGAUAUAGCUGAAAUGGAUAAAAAGGAGUGGGGAAUGGGAAGGAAGUCAGA